This is a messenger RNA of Rhododendron vialii, 1320 nucleotides long. RefSeq lists its product as uncharacterized. Lineage: Eukaryota; Viridiplantae; Streptophyta; Magnoliopsida; Ericales; Ericaceae. Gene Ontology annotation, molecular function: zinc ion binding. The record is from RefSeq and is a predicted model, not a curated record. Bases 1 to 1320 code for a protein of 439 amino acids. The transcript has a single exon.
AUGUGUCGGCGGCUUGUUGAAGCCAUACCAAACACUAGGGCAAUAUGGACGUCAACAAAUGAAGCCAAGUUCAAGCAACUUUUUGUUUCUUAUGGUUGCUCCAUUGCAGCAUUCCGAUCAGGUUAUCUAAGGCCAGUUUUGAAAUUGGAUGCAUGUUUCUUGACCGGAUACUAUCGGGGCCACGUUCUAUCGGCUAGUGCACAUGAUGCAGAUGAUGGGUUGUACCCCCUAGCAUAUGCCAUUGUGUCUAGUGAGAAUGAUGAAGACUGGUUAUGGUUCUUGGUUAAUCUUAAGGAAGUUCUUGGAGGAUGUCAAGUCGUCUUGGUCACCGAUCGGAAUACUUCUUUGCUCAAUGGUAUAAUAAAGGUUUUUGGCGGGGAUUGUAAUGCAUGGUGUCUCUGUCACCUAAAGGAAAACUUUAGCAAGUUUGCCAGCUCAAAAGGGUUGAAAGCUGAAAGACGAAACACGGCUCUAAAGGUGGUUAAUGAUAUUGCAUACGCAAGGACGGAAGACUCAUUCAAGUAUCAUUUAGCCAAGUUGUAUGGAAUUUCGGAAGAUCUAUCAAAAUGGGUGGAAGAUAACAAUCCAACGCACUGGUCUAAUGCUUUUUUCCCUUACAAGAGAUGGGACAAGAUGUACACGAACCUUGCUGAAUGUUUCAAUUCUUGGAUAUUGCCAUUAAGGGAUUUGGACAUCAUACAAUUUAUGACGGGACAUGUGUCGAAGACCACUGAAUUGUUGCUCCGUAAGUAUACCGAGGUUAGGAAAUGGAAAUUGCCGGUUGGCAAACAAAUUGAGAAGGAAAUUAAGAAGUCUCAAGAAUAUGCUCGGAAAUUUACGCAUCGAAACUCUUCGCCUACCGAGUUCAUUGUCGCAAAUGACACUAGAAAACUUUAUGCAAUCAAGCUGAUCCCUCGGCAUUGCAGUUGUCUUGCUUGGCAGAUGUCCGGAAUUCCUUGCGCUCAUGCUGCUCGUGCUAUUCAAAGCUCUGGUUUUUGUAUUUAUGACAUGGUGGAUCCUUUCCUCAAAAAGGAGAUGCAAAUGGCGAUAUAUGAUAAUACCAUGUCCCCAGUGCCGUUGCAUGACAUGCCUAGUCCAUCAUCAUUUUUGGCUGUGAAUGAGCUGAAUGAUAAUAACGUCAACAACGGUGUUUCUUGUACUGAUCCUUUUUUACAUCCCCCCGCUGUGAAAAGGCCGGCAGGGCGACCAAAAAAGAGAAGGAUUGAGUCACAAACACAAGAAAAGGGCACAGUUUUUUGCAGCCGAUGUCGCGAACCAGGGCACAACCGUAGCACAUGCCAAUCCGCAAUACCGGGAUGA